Molecule: messenger RNA, 1040 nt
Organism: Monopterus albus (swamp eel)
Lineage: Eukaryota; Metazoa; Chordata; Actinopteri; Synbranchiformes; Synbranchidae
Product: amino-terminal enhancer of split-like
Exons: 7
Coding region: 375-983 (202 amino acids)
Biological process (GO): negative regulation of canonical Wnt signaling pathway; regulation of DNA-templated transcription
Cellular component (GO): transcription regulator complex; nucleus
Molecular function (GO): protein binding; transcription corepressor activity
Source: RefSeq, a predicted model, not a curated record
GCCCUCUCGUCCGCUGCUCGGUUUGUUUUCCGCGUGAUGCUGGUCCUCUCUUCAAAAGCAGAGGAAGGUCGGUGGCUCAUGUGUCAACAACCAGGGCGAAACGCUAACGUUAUAUCAUAAAAUCUGAUGUUCCGUUGAAGACGCUUUUAUUUUUAACCUGUUCAUCGUGGAAAGCGGCAGUGUUUCUGACUGCAAACAGAAGAAGACGAUCUUCGGCUCCGACUGCUUUGACAUUAGCUAACGUUACUUGAAACGAUGACACAGUACAUGCGAACAGCGUCUCCAAUCAUUUAAUAUCUGGAGACCUGUUAGCCUAGCCACCUAGCCUGAUUAUUCGAGUAGAGCAAGGAAACGCAGAGAAACACACUGCUGACAUGAUGUUUCCUCAGUCAAGGCACUCGGCGUCGUCUCAAUCCAGUCAGUCUCUGAAGUUCACCACUUCUGACUCCUGUGACCGCAUCAAAGAUGAGUUCCAGUUCCUUCAAGCACAAUACCACAGUUUGAAGUUGGAGUGUGAUAAACUGGCCUCUGAGAAGUCAGAGAUGCAGCGGCACUAUAUCAUGUACUACGAAAUGUCCUAUGGGCUGAACAUUGAAAUGCACAAACAGGCAGAAAUAGUGAAGAGACUGAAUGGGAUUUGUGCUCAGGUGCUGCCUUACCUGUCUCAGGAGCAUCAGCAGCAAGUCAUGGGCGCCAUAGAGAGAGCCAAGCAGGUCACACCUCCUGAGAUGAACUCUAUUAUACGGCAGCUCCAGGUGCAGCACCUGUCCCAGCUCCAGGGCCUGGCCCUGCCCGUGACCCCGCUUCCCCUGGGCCUCACCCCUCCCACCCUGCCCGCCGUCUCCUCCAGCUCCGGCCUGCUGUCCCUGUCUUCCAUCCUGGCCAACUAUUCCCACGGCCAAGCCCAGGUGGUAAAGGAGGACAAGGCCCGGGACACCGCAGAGAGAGCACCCAGAGGAGAGGAUGGGGACAAGUCAGACUAGUGCAGAGACAGCGAGGAGGUUUGGAGGGGGGUGUUGUGGGGUGAAGUGAUAAAAAAA